ACUUCUUUUCCUUUCUUCCGCUUUGUUUUUUCCAUCCUAAAUCCCUCUUUUUUUUCCUCUCCCUUUCCAUUUCCACUUCCAUUUCAAACUCUGCUAUCUAGCCCUUCCCCUCCCCUCCCAAAAAGACUCUUCCUUUCCCAUAUUAUUCCAAAUGGCUCUAAUGCUUGAUAAUUGCGAAGGCGUUUUGCUCUCUCUAGACUCCCACAAAGCCAUCCCAGCUCCCUUUCUCACUAAAACUUACCAGCUCGUGGACGAUCCCACCACCGACCAUAUUGUCUCAUGGGGCGAAGAUGACACCACCUUCGUCGUUUGGCGCCCUCCUGAAUUCGCCAGAGAUCUCCUCCCCAACUAUUUCAAGCACAACAACUUCUCUAGCUUUGUCCGACAGCUCAACACCUAUGGUUUUAGAAAAAUUGUGCCGGACAGAUGGGAAUUCGCCAACGAGUUCUUCAGAAAAGGAGAGAAACAUUUGUUAUGUGAGAUCCAUCGACGAAAAACCGCUCAGCCUCAAGUCACCGUCAACCAACACCACCAAUCUUAUUCCCCACUCGGUCUCAACGCUGGCUUCUACCAUUACCCCGCUCGAGUCAGCAUCUCACCCUCCGACUCCGACGACAACCCCAAUUGGUGUGACUCGCCGCCGCUCUCCUCCAACAACAACAAUAACAACUUCAACAACUCCGUCACUGCCCUGUCGGAGGACAACGAGCGUCUCCGUCGAAGCAACAACAUGCUGAUGUCAGAAUUAGCCCACAUGAAAAAGCUCUACAACGACAUCAUUUAUUUCGUUCAAAACCACGUCAAACCCGUCGCUCCAAGCAAUUCAUAUCAAUAUUCAACCUCUCUACUUUCCGAUGGCUUCCCGGUCGGACAACGGCAGCCGAAUCACCACCUUCUCGGAUACCAUCCGACAAAUGCAAAACAAGUUUCCGGACAGACCCAUUUCGUGGCCGGCACUCCAAACAAUAAUAAUGGUUCAUCAAAAAGCUUCGUGACAAUUGUAGAAGAGCCAAAAACGAAGCUUUUUGGAGUGUCGCUUCAAUCCAAGAAACGUGUGCAUCCGGAAUAUGGUUCUAAUAAUAUCGUUAAAGAGAACAACAAGGCUCGAUUGGUGCUGGAAAAAGACGAUUUAGGGCUCAAUCUCAUGCCCCCUUCCGCUUGUUAGUUCAUCUUCCUCUUCUCUAAUUCUCCAAUUCCUUCAAUUUACAAAAAAAAAAAAAAAAAAAAAA
Messenger RNA from Cucurbita pepo subsp. pepo (vegetable marrow), 1229 nucleotides. Its product is annotated as heat stress transcription factor B-4. Gene Ontology annotation, molecular function: DNA-binding transcription factor activity; RNA polymerase II cis-regulatory region sequence-specific DNA binding. Lineage: Eukaryota; Viridiplantae; Streptophyta; Magnoliopsida; Cucurbitales; Cucurbitaceae. The record is from RefSeq and is a predicted model, not a curated record. Gene Ontology annotation, biological process: regulation of transcription by RNA polymerase II. Gene Ontology annotation, cellular component: nucleus.